Messenger RNA from Varanus komodoensis (Komodo dragon), 1074 nucleotides. It is a transcript of the gene ATOH8, whose product is annotated as atonal bHLH transcription factor 8. Bases 1 to 540 code for a protein of 179 amino acids. NCBI's taxonomy places the organism in Eukaryota, Metazoa, Chordata, Lepidosauria, Squamata, Varanidae. Gene Ontology annotation, molecular function: DNA-binding transcription factor activity; protein dimerization activity. The transcript is spliced from 4 exons. The record is from RefSeq and is a predicted model, not a curated record.
AUGGGAGACCUGCCCACGCUGGAGGUAGUACCCAAGGGAAGGCAGCCAGUGCUGGAAGCCAGCUGGCACGGGAUGCUGCGGCUGCUGGCGAACGCCCGCGAGCGCACCCGCGUCCACACCAUCAGCGCCGCCUUCGAGGCGCUCCGCAAGCAGGUUCCCUGCUACUCCUACGGACAGAAAUUAUCCAAGCUGGCCAUCCUCAGGAUAGCGUGUAACUAUAUCCUCUCCCUGGCCAGACUGGCUGACCUGGAUUACAGCGCUGACCACCGUAACAUGAGCUUCUCGGAAUGCGUGGAGCAAUGCACCCGGACCCUACAGGCAGAGGGGAGGUCUAAAAAGAGGAAGGUCGCCUGGGGUGCACCAGCCAGGACAGCCCACCUCCUUGCUCCCAGCCGCAGCACCCCUUUGCAAGCAGCAGCCACGCUCCUCACGUCCAUGGGCAGAAGGAGUGGCAUCCGAGUCUUGAGCGUGAAGCUUCAGCCCCACCACCGGGUGGCUGGCCCAGUCCUCCAAUCUGGUAGCCAAGCAGAGCACCACUAGCUGAUCAGGUCUCAAAGAAACAGAAGUCACAUUAAUAAUGCACCGCAUCCUUCGGGGUACUUAAACCCAGGGCUAGUGAGCCGAAAGGAUCCUCAAACGGCAUUAAAGAGGAAACGAAGCGUUCUGCCAGUAGCCCUCCUGGAAGGUGACGUGGAUAAAUUAGAAGCAAGACUGAUGCCUGGGCUCAGACUUUCAUGACAAAAAGAGAUUGGUAAACUUCAAGUGAACUUCCUGUCUGGAGUCGGGACUGAGCCUUCAUGCAUGGCCAUAAAUCAGCUGCAUCGUAAGGGACACACAGAAUGGCCAGUUCAGCCCCGCAGUGUCCUUUCUGUUUACCUGCUUUCUUAACACACCAAAUUCUAGUUCAGUUACAGGAACACUGAUAGUCUUUCCUUCCUUCUUUCCUGCCAGGGGCUCUGGCUCAUGUGGAAGCUGGGUCCUUCCCAUAUGCGGGUUUUCUUUCUUUAAGGUGCAUACCCUUAGAGAAGAAGGGUGGGAAGGGGUAUUUAACUCUUAAUACACCAUCUCAAAGUA